Molecule: messenger RNA, 852 nt
Organism: Chiroxiphia lanceolata (lance-tailed manakin)
Lineage: Eukaryota; Metazoa; Chordata; Aves; Passeriformes; Pipridae
Product: myeloid leukemia factor 1-like
Biological process (GO): regulation of DNA-templated transcription
Cellular component (GO): cytoplasm; nucleus
Source: RefSeq, a predicted model, not a curated record
ACUGUGUUACUAGACUGCAGCCAUGUUCGGGGGGCUCGGCAGGUGCUUUGAGGAGGAUCCCUUCUUCAGGGAUCCCUUUGCUGCCCACCAUGAGCACAUGAGGCAGAUGAUGAGGAGUUCUCAGAGCCCUUCGGGAGGGAGAGCCGUUGCCGAGCCUGUCAGAGGUAGGGACAGAGCGGACAGAGCGCUGCAGUGGAGAGUGCACCCAGACUCCUGGCUGGCUCCUCGGGGGAACCGCAGGGAUGCAGGUUUUGGGGAUCCAUUUUCUGCCAUGGACAGGAUGAUGUCAAACAUGAGGAACAGUAUGCUGGAAGUGCACAGGAAAUUUGAUGACCUGUCCAUGCACCCCAAUGGACACACGUUCAGCUCCUCCUCCGUAAUGACUUACUCCAAAGUGGAAGAUGAACCUCCAAAGGUUUUCCAAGCCUCGGUCCAGAUUCGCACACCCCCAGCCCCGGGAGGUUUUAAGGAGACAAGACAAGCACUUAAGGAUUCUGAAAGUGGCCUGGAACAAAUGGCCAUUGGCCACCAGGAUUGGGCUCAUGUCAUCAAAAGCUCCAAGAACUUGAAGACUUUGGAUGAGAAGAUGAACCAAGAAUUCAUCAACCUGGAUGAAAAUGAGUCCCGGGGCUUUGAUGAGGAGUGGCAGAAGGAGGUCUUGAAGUUCAAGCCAGAACUAGAAGCUCCAAAAUACAGAAGUAUCAAUUACAAGGAGAAUGGAUCAAGAAGAGAGAAGUUACUUGGAACUGGAGGUUCCAGAGUGCCCAAAGAUUCCUUGGGGUCUCUCAGUGUGAAAGGAACACAUGUCCCCCUCAACAAAAGCAGCAGGAAAUAAGUGGCCCCAUUCCCCUG